AUGUCGAGUGUAAUUGUUAAAAAUCUACCUAAAAAGAUUACCGAAGAAAACAUACGCAAAAUUUUUGGAAAAAGAGGUUUAUUAGCAGAUGUUAAAUUAAAACAUACAUCUGAAGGAACAUUUGUAUUUGCUUUUUUGGUAUAUCAAUCUGAGAGAGAGGCAAAACAAGCUGUUAAGGAUUUUAAUAAUACCAGUAUACUAUCUAAUACAAUUGUUGUGGAAGCUUUAGCCGAUCAAAGACGUUCAAAAUCGGCAAACCCACCAUCAAAAGAAAACGACUGCAAUGAUUACAUGGCACAGAGUUUUCCAAGAAAAUCUGUAACAUUUCAAACACAUUCCACUUCCCAAGCACACCAUGCUUCCAGGCGUUCACAACAAAGUCUGCAAGUUCCAACAGAACGUGAAAGAAGCACAAGUUUGUCAUACGAUGAUAUUCGUUUUACAUCAACACCUUUCCAACAAAGUUCUUCCGUCCAAAUGGGGCAUAGUUCUAGAAAUACAGAACGGGCUCUCCACGUACCAACCACCCGUAGAAAAAGUACAAGCCCAUGUGAUGAUCCGCGUUAUUCUUCAUCUCGUAUAUCAACUUUGACAGUUGAACCGUAUAAGUCCAGAGAUUCUAAUGUAAGAAGUGUGCGAUUUGAAACUAAUUCAAAUUUGGAAUACUGCUCAGAAUUGUCUACAGCUUCCUCAGUUAAAGAUAAGAAGGAAAAUGUUAGCGGAAGACGAGGUUCAUCAUCGACACAAUACGAUUGCAAUGAAUAUCUGACACCGAGUUUAUCUAAAAAUUCUUCAGCAGCUCAAACAUAUUCUACAGUCCAAGCACAGCAUGCUUCCAAGCUUUCACAACAAAGUCUGCAAGUUCCAACAGAACGUGGAAGAAGCAAAAGUUCGUCAUACGAUGAUAUUCGUUUUACAUCAACACCUUUCCAACAAAGUUCUUCAGUUCAAAUGGGGCAUAGCUCUAGAAAUACAGAACGGGCUCUCCACGUACCAACCACCCGUAGAAAAAGUACAAGCCCAUGUGAUGAUCCGCGUUAUUCAUCAUCUCGUAUAUCAACUUUGACAGUUGAACCAUACCAUUUUAAAGAUUUUAAUGUUAGAAGUGUGCGAAGUGAAGCUAAUUCAAAUUUAGGGUACUGCUCAAAACUGUCUACAGCUUCUUCAGUUAAAGAUAAGGAAAAUAUUAGCGGAAGUCGUGGUUCAUCAUCAACACAAUACGAUUGCAAUGAAUAUCAAGCACAGAGUAUAUCUCAAAACUCUUUAGCAGCUCAAACACAACAAAGUCUCCAAAUUCCAACAGCACGCGGAAGAAGCAAAAGUUCGUCAUACGAUGACAUCAUUUUUACGUCAACACCUUUCCAACAAUGUUCUUCAUCUCAAAUGGGUCAUAGUUCUAGAAGUACCGUACGGACUUUGACAGUCGAACCAUUUAAACUAAGAGAUUCUGGUGUAAGUAGUAUGGAAAGUGAAGAUUCUUCGCUUCAAGAUGAAUAUGUAAAUGGAAGAUGUGAUUCAUCAAUGGGUUCAAGAUAUCCAAGUUAUCUGAAUUCUCUACCCGAUGGACAAUUACCAAUUAAAGGAAGUAAAGUAGAAAUAGUUUGGGGCUGUGUCAAAAUGGGACGUACUCAAUCCCAAUCGUUUCAAAUCCAAAAUCAAUUGCAUCAAAAGAUACCCAUAGAAGUUUCGGUGGUUGGAUCAAAUUUUAAACUUAUUAAAGAAGGCAAUGCAUCUCAAGUAUUAACAACGCUGGAUUUUACUCUUCAUGCAUAUGAAACUAAAACUUUAACGGUUAUUUUUCAACCAUCUAAAAUUGGAGCGAUAUCAGACAAAGUGGUUUUCUAUCCCUGUUCUAAUUCAGAUAGUAAAAAAUUAAAACAAACAAUAAGAUUAUUUGGAUAUGGUGGACAUAUUUCCGUAGAUUUAACUAAAAUGUUUAAAGUCUCUAAUGGUCAUUUUUGGUUGUCAAUGGGUGUUUUUGAUCGCGCACCAAUAAUCCAAAAAUUUUCCAUAAAGAAUACUGGUGUUUUGUCUGCGUUCGCUAUAAUAGAAUUAGAAAACAAUGGAUUAAUGCCAAAAUCAACUAAUGUGAAAAUUAAUCCAAUGGAAAUGGUUUUAAAACCACAACAAGAAGUUAAAGUAACAAUAAUGUAUAGUCCAAAAACAGAAGAUUAUAAAUCACAAAAUGAUAUUAUCAAUGUAGGAUCAUUUAAGUUUAUAUCGGGAGCAGAAGUAGAUCGUGCAAGAAUAAGAAGAUUGUGCAGUAUACUAUCACAAAAAAAUGAAAACAUUAAUAAAACAAUUAAAAGUCUAUCUAAACAGCUUCCUGGUGAAGAUACUCCAAGAGAUUUGGGUAUACUGAUUGAAGAAACAUCAACUUCAAUUUAUGAUCUUUUGAAAUGCAUAACAGUGAAACAAAUACAUGUAAAUAUUGAAAAGAAUCCAAAUGUUACUAUGGAAAUGCACAGCAGUUUCUUUAAUGAUUCUACUAUGUUUAAAACUCUUUAUCAAGAUAGUACGACAAUACAGGAUGAAAAUGAAUUUAAUAAAUCUAAUAGAUUAUUUACAGUCGAUCCGAACCGUAUCCUAUUUUCCUUACCAUCUAAAAUACAUGAUAGAAUUAUCAUCCAAUCAAAAAGUAAAACUCCUGAAAGGUUUAAAGUUAUUGCAACUGAAGGUUUUACAGUGUCUCCGCCCAAUGGUGUUGUAUCUAGCGAUAAAUUUGCUGUAAUAAUAGUUAGAUGUACGAGAAUGCAAGAUGAAGUAGGUAAGCUGCAAGUUUGCAUUAAAAAUGAAACUUCUGAUGUGGAUUUAAAAGCUAUUGUAUCUAGAAAUUGAAGAGUUUCAUUUUUAUAAUCUGUUUAUUUAUUAAUAUUGUUAAUACACUCAAUAGUUCUAAUUCUAUUUUUGUAUGUACUUUUUUCAAUACAUGAAGUUUAUACAUUUUUGAAUGAGUUUUUGAUUAAUUCAUAUAUAAUUAUUAUACACGAUUUUUGUAACCUUAAAAUAUUAUUACAAGGGGGUGAAAAAUCAACCCCUAUAAUACUUUGCAUCAGAACUUUUUAAUGCACCUAUAUUUCUUCAUUUAAAAACUUGAUUAAAGUAGAGGGAUUCAAUCUGAAAUUUUUUUUGUCUCUUAAAUGGGAGUAGUCUGGAGCGAACUCUGAAGUGAGGCUGUUACGGCUCCCUGGGCCUAAGUACUAUGAAGGAAGUCACCCCCACACGAAACUACAUACAUCAUCAAGAAGCUGGGGUAACUCCUCUUCUAAUUAAAUAAUUGUCAAUGACACCAAGACACACAUAAUGAAAAUUAGUGUUAAAAAUUGGAUUCAACAAUUUUAUGUGGAUUUUCUUCUACCCAUAUGUGAUUGUUUGGAAAUUUCUAAUAGAUUCUUUUGAAAAAUGCGCCUCAUCAGUAAAGAAAACAGGACAUAAAAAUUGUGGGGUUUGUGUAACCAUUUGAAGAAUCCAUUGGCAAAAAACUUGUUACAAAUUAUAAGGACAACAGUUGUUGUUUUAAAUCCUGAAAAAUAUGCUGGAAUAGCUUACAUUUAAUUCUUGGGCAAUUUUUUUUGUUACUAGUUCUGAAAGAUUCCUCAAUUAAAUUAAGAACUUCUUCCUCUAGUGCUACAGUUCGCACUUCUUGUAAACGUCCGCAAUCGGCAGUGCUUCUUAAAAAAUGUUGCAAAUAUGCUGUGAUGGGGUACUGUACUUUCUGGAUAUAACUCAGCAUAAAGCCAUCAAGCUUCUAACGUAUUUCCAUGAGCACGUUCAUAUACAAAAUUCAUGUCUGCCAUUUCGGCAUUUGUGUAGUUUAUUUUAUAAUGUAAAUAAUUAAAAUAUUUUCCUAUAAAAUUUUC
Onthophagus taurus is the source of this 3860-nucleotide messenger RNA. RefSeq lists its product as uncharacterized. Gene Ontology annotation, molecular function: RNA binding; protein kinase binding. The record is from RefSeq and is a predicted model, not a curated record. Gene Ontology annotation, biological process: centrosome cycle; protein localization to centrosome; mitotic spindle assembly. Gene Ontology annotation, cellular component: centriole; cytoplasm; pericentriolar material. NCBI's taxonomy places the organism in Eukaryota, Metazoa, Arthropoda, Insecta, Coleoptera, Scarabaeidae.